Messenger RNA from Nematolebias whitei (Rio pearlfish), 1862 nucleotides. Its product is annotated as inactive phospholipid phosphatase 7. NCBI's taxonomy places the organism in Eukaryota, Metazoa, Chordata, Actinopteri, Cyprinodontiformes, Rivulidae. Gene Ontology annotation, molecular function: sphingosine-1-phosphate phosphatase activity. The record is from RefSeq and is a predicted model, not a curated record. Bases 73 to 963 code for a protein of 296 amino acids. The transcript is spliced from 4 exons. Gene Ontology annotation, cellular component: nuclear envelope.
CUUUGGAGUCUUAGACCUGCUCUGUCUUCGUCCCGCUCACCUCCUCCACCUGCUGAGGGUUCGCCGUCCAUCAUGCCCGGCAGUCAGACCCGGAACAGGGCCAGAGACCGGAACAAUGUCUUGAACCGGCCUGAGUUCAUGUCCCUAAACCAGACGCCUCGAAGGGAGCAGGCAGCGGGGGAGGGACGAGGUAGUGGGUCGAGGAGACCCGUGUUCAGACAGCAGAGUCAGCAGGAAGACCCAGGAGGGAGGGGGUCCAGAGAGGCCUCUGAUGGAGGCCACGCAGCAGACGGGGCCCCAAAGGAGGCCUCCCGGUUCCCGGAGCAGGACUGCAUGCAGCUGAACCCAACGUUCAGAGGCAUCGCCAUCAACUCUCUGCUCGCCAUCGACAUCAGCCUUUCAAAGCGUCUGGGCAUGUGCGUGGGGGCGCACGGACCCGGUGCCCCUCUGCGCUCCAUCGUGACCCUGCUGGCCCUCACAGGACACGCCCUUCCCUGGAUCUUUGGGACCCUGAUCUGCCUGUGGAGGAGCAACACGCUGGCUGGACAGGAAGUCCUUGUUAACCUGCUGAUGGCCCUGAUCCUGGACCUGAUGACCGUUGCUGGGAUGCAGAAGCUGGUCAAGCGCAAAGGUCCUUGGGACUUCCCUCCGGGGUUUUUGGACUACGUUGCCAUGGAUAUGUAUUCUUUCCCAGCAGCCCACGCCAGCCGAGCCGCCAUGGUGUCCAAGUUCCUGUUGAACCACCUGGUCCUGGCGGUGCCCCUGAGGAUCCUGCUGUACCUGUGGGCCUUCCUGGUGGGCGUGUCCCGAGUCCUGCUGGGUAAACACCACCUGUCAGACGUCGGCUGUGGGUUCGCUCUCGGGUUCCUUCACUUCAGUCUGGUGGAGUCCGUUUGGUUGGACUCGGCCACCUGUCAGACCCUCAUCUCCAUCGGCACACUGAGCUGGACUCCACUGCUUUAGAACCCGUUUGGACUGGUUCUGCUGGGAGUUAGACUGCAACAGACUGGUGUGCUCCAGUUUAGACCGGCUUAUAUUGAUACUGCUGGCUCUUGGAUUGUGCAACAUCACCAUGAGCGCACUGAAUUGGAAGUAACUGGUUUAGCCUGGACUGAACUGGUUCAGACUGGUGUAGACUGAUGUAAACUGGUCUGGUUUGGACCCCUUUGGACUGAUUCUGAUUCUUCUGGGUUAAAAUUUUCUACGUGUUCUUCCAGCUCGACCAGAACUGGUCUUAGGAUGUUAAGGAUGCACUACACUGGUUUUGUUCAGUCUGAACCCGUUUAAACUGGUUUGAAAUUGUGUGUUUAGGCAGAGUGACGUUUUGCUGAGUUUUGGCUCAGAAGUGGAACUGGUACGUUCUGGAUAACUGUCCUGUGGUCCUCUUUAGACAGGGUUUAAGGACAUCUUCAGUUCAGUGGUUAAAACCAGGAACUGCUGGAUUACCACAGGUGUAGGUCACCUUACAGCUGCUUGAUUACUGGUGCCUGGCUUAAACCAGUUUAAACUGGACUGAAACGGACAGAUAAGUAUCAAUUCAAUGUUUAGUUUGUGAGCGCUGCAACGGUGGAAGGAUGUCCACCAGUGGUCCUCAGUCCUGGUCCUCCAGGGUCUUCUGUCGUCAUGCUCUGCUGAAGUGUGUUCAGUCGUCUCAGACAUGCAGGGCAGUGGCUCUGGAGGACCAGGAUCAAGGACCACUCAUGUGGAGGUUAUUCAGGAGGACUGGGUUCUGGUUUAGACUGGGUCGGUCUGGGUUCAGACUGAUGUCUGUUUUCUUGGUGUGUUGCUGUUGGGAGACAGAUGGGUUGUCUCAGGUCCGACCUCCUGGACGUAUCUAAGAAUAAAAACAUCUAAAUAUUUGA